Molecule: messenger RNA, 5246 nt
Organism: Caretta caretta (loggerhead turtle)
Lineage: Eukaryota; Metazoa; Chordata; Testudines; Cheloniidae
Gene: R3HCC1L
Product: R3H domain and coiled-coil containing 1 like
Source: RefSeq, a predicted model, not a curated record
GGUCCUUUCCCCUCGGGCCAGGCUGUCCCCAGGCAGCGGGUCGGAGGGGCGGUCACAGAGCCGGCGGGAUGGGGGGAGCCCCGUGACUCUGCUGCUCCCCUGCCGCGCCAGGCUCCCUCUCCCCCGUAAACCGUCUGCCCGCCCGGCUCCGGUUCUCACGGUCUCCUGCCAGCCCUGGUCUCCCCUCCAGUCGCCCCCCUGGCCUGGGCCCUCGGGAACUGCCCCUGCCGUGGCCUGGGCCGGCCGGGGGGCCAGGGCUCCGCAGCACCUGCGGACAGGCCACGGGCUGCCCGGGGGAGCCCUGAAAUCACAGCGGCGCUUUGGGCGCUGAGCCAGGAUGUCUGGGCAGAGGGCAGAGCCGGCAGCCCUCGUCCGGGGGUGGAAUAUACAAAAGAAACCCACCACAGCAGCAUUUAACAACAAAAAGGGGAACUACACAAAAAUGUGGAAGCUAGUUACAUGGAAAUUAAAAGGAACAGUCACAAGAAGGAAAUGCCUGCAAGCUGCAUGGAAACGACUUAAACACCCAAUAGAGGCUCAAAUGAAAGAGGACCAAAAAAUACCACCUUGGCUAAACAAUGGAAUAAAAGAGGUGGUGAGAUGCAAAAAGGCAUCCUUUACAAAUUGGAACUCAGAUCCCAAUGAGGAAUAGAAAAGAGCAUAAGCUCUGGCAAGUCAAGUGUAAAAGUAUAAUGAGGCAGGCCAAGAAAGACUUUGAAAAUCAACUAGCCAAAGGCACAAAAGCCAACAGCAAAAUUUUUUAAAGUACAUCUGAAGCAGGAAGCUGCCAAACCGACAAUGGGGGACACUGGGCAAUGGAAGUGCUAAAGGAGCACUCCAGGCAGACAAGGCUGUGUCAGAGAAGCUAAAUUAAUUCUUUGCUUUGGUCUUUGCUGCAGAGGAUGUGAGGGAGAGUCACACACCUGAACUAUUCUUUUUCAGCACAGAUCGGAGGAAUUGUCCCAAAUGGAGGUGUCAGUAGAGAAGGUCUUAGAAGAAACUGUUUAAUUUAAUAGUAAUAGGUCACUAAGACCAGGUGUUAUCCACCCAAGAGUUCUGAAAGAACUUAAAUGAAAUUGCAGAACCAGUAACUGGAGUACAUAACCUAUUGCUUAAAUCAGCCCCCCGAUGACUGGAGGAUAGCUAAUGUAACACUGAUUUUUACAAAAGGCUCCAGAGGCGAUCCUGGCAAUUACAGACUGGCGAGCCUGACUUCUGUGCCAGGGCAACUGGUUGAAACUAAAGAACAAAAUUAUCACACACAUAGAUGAGCACAAUAUGUUGGGGAAGAGUCAGGGGGGACUGAAUCAUCUAUCUGCCGCCCCGACCGGGAAAAUGGAGAAGUCUGCUGCUUGCCAGGAGCUAAGAUUCGCGAUGUGAUGGAGAGACUGCCGAGACUCAUCAAGCCCUCGGAUCGUUACCCCUUCUUGCUUCUCCACGUGGGCACCAAUGAUACUGCCAAGAAUGACCUUGAGCUGAUCACUGCAGACUACGUGGCUCUGGGAAGAAGGAUAAAGGAGUUUGAGGCGCAAGUGGUGUUCUCGUCCAUCCUCCCCGUGGAAGGAAAAGGCCUGGGUAGGGACCGUCGAAUCGUGGAAGUCAAUGAAUGGCUACGCAGGUGGUGUCGGAGAGAAGGCUUUGGAUUCUUUGACCAUGGGAUGGUGCUCCAAGAGGGAGGAGUGCUAGGCAGAGACGGGCUCCACCUAACGAAGAGAGGGAAGAGCAUCUUCGCAAGCAGGCUGGCUAACCUAGUGAGGAGGGCUUUAAACUAGGUUCACCAGGGGAAGGAGACCAAAGCCCUAAGGUGGAGGUGGCACCAUGCAGCAGGAGGGGGAGAAGAGCCGGGUCCGGCCCAGGAAGCCUGACAUGGCCCUCUACGUGCCCAAAGCGCGACGGGAGAUGGCAGCCCAAGGAGCAGGCCCUGCCAGUGGUGCAUGGACCAUGGGGAGCCGGAGGGAGGAGGAAAACCGCCGUGUGCUGCAGAAGGAGGGUGCCAAAGGCAGCUGCGAGAGGCAGAGCCCCAGCACUGGAGCCCAUGAGCCCGUGGCCAGAGAGGGGAGGAGGUCGGAGGGGAAAACAAGGAAGCGCGUACCCCUGGGGGACAGGAAACGGGGCAGCGCCCCAGGGCAGUCCCAAGGAGCCUCUGCUGAGGGCUGGGAUCAGCGUCGCACACGCCACCAAAACCAUCUGGCCCCAGAGGAGCAGCCGUGUGUGCGGCUGGAAACAAACCUCCACAGUGAACAGCCCAGCGCUCAGGAGCCCCGCCUGGAUCAGGCUCCCGCUCGGCCAGGGGGCAGUGAGGAGCAGGUGCCCAGCCAGCCAGGGCUCAGGGAGCUAAGCCCAAGGUGCUGGGAUUCAAGGACAGGUACUGGACCUUGUUCCCGUCUGUUGGUGGAAACAUCUAGUCCCCUGCUCGUGCCACCGCGUGGAGGGGAGGAGCAGGCGCAGGAGCAGAGGCUUGGGGGUUCACUGGCCCGGCUAGGCCCUUCCUCUCAGCCUAGGAAUGAGAGCAGUGAUGAAAUAUCAGAGCAGGCAGCGGGGAGCACAGGUGGCGCAUCUGAAUGUGCAGGCAAGAGCAUCCCAGCUCCGAGCGGGGAGAGCGCAGGAAGCGCGUGCGAGCUCAGAGGGGAGGGUGCCGCAGAUCCGAGCUCGGAGAGCGCAGGAAACGCGUGCGAGCUCAGAGGGGAGGGUGCCGCAGAUCAGAGUGGGGAGGGCGCAGGAAACGUGGCCGAGCUUACAGGGGAGGGUGCCGCAGAUCAGAGUGGUGAGGGCACAGGAAACGUGGCCGAGCUUACAGGGGAGGGUGCCACAGAUCAGAGUGGGGAGAGCGCAGGAAGCGCGUGCGAGCUUACAGGGGAGGGUGUCACAGAUCCGAGCGGGGAGUGUGCCGCAGAUCCAAGCCGGGAGAGCGCAGGAAACGCAUGCAAGCUUACAGGGGAGGGUGCCACAGAUCCGAGCGGGGAAAGCGCAGGAAACGUGGCCGAGCUUACAGGGGAGAGUGCCGCAGAUUCAAGCGGGGAGAGUGCAGGAAGCAUGUGCGAGCUCAGAGGGGAGGGUGCCACAGAUCAGAGUGGGGAGAGCGCAGGAAGCAUGUGCGAGCUUACAGGGGAAAGUGCCGCAGAUUCAAGCGGGGAGAGUGCAGGAAGCAUGUGCGAGCUCAGAGGGGAGGGUGCCACAGAUCAGAAUGGGGAGGGCGCAGGAAACGUGGCCGAGCUUACAGGGGAGAGUGCCACAGAUCAGAGUGGGGAGAGCGCAGGAAGCGCGUGCGAGCUUACAGGGGAGAGUGCCGCAGAUUCAAGCGGGGAGAGCGCAGGAAGCGCGUGCGAGCUUACAGGGGAGGGUGCCGCAGAUCAGCCGUGCGGGAGGGCAGGCAGCGUGUCUGACAGCGAGGGGGGGAGCACUGCUGUCUGUCCAGAGCAGGGGUGUGGGCAGGAAGGAGGCAUGCCUGAGCGUGCCAGGGCGAGAGCGCACAGCAGAGCCCAUAGGACAGACUCUGGCGCUGGGGCCCUCCCGGAGCGUGUGGACAAGGCCAGAGGCAGCGUACCGCUGUGUGGGGAGGAGAUGCCCUGCGGCUCAGGCCCCAGUGCACUGGGGGACACCGAGCACUCGCCAGCUCAUGGGAGCAGGGAGCACAGCCGGUCUCCGGAGAUCCCGGGCAGCUGCUCGGCAGGGAGCCUGGCUGAGGAGCUGGACUGUCCAGGCGGGGUGGCGAGGCCAUUACAUGGCUUGCGAGCUGAUGGAGAGCCUGGGACGGAAAGGGAGGAUGAUGGUGGUGUGAUCGAAGGCGGCAUGUCCUGCUGGGACAGCAACACCGAAGGGCCUGAGCAGUCCAGUGCCGGAGCCCGGAGCGACAGCAGUGCUGCGGCAGAGGGGAGCUGGGACUCGCUGUUUAACGCCGAUGGAGACUGCCUGGACCAGCGCCUGCUGGAAGAGCUGUUGGGCGGUGAAAAGCCCAGGAGCAGCCUGCAGGAGCCCCGCUUCGACUACUCCGGCUGGCAGCCUGCUGAGCUGGACCUCAGUGACUCGGAGCUGCCCCAUGUCAUCGAGAUCUACGACUUCCCGCAGGACUUCGGCACCGCUGACCUGCUGCACAUCUUCUGCAGCUACCAGAAAAAAGGCUUUGACAUCAAAUGGGUGGACGACACGCACGCACUGGGCAUCUUCUCCAGCCCCAUUGCAGCGCGCGACGCCCUGAGCAGCAGGCACGUGAUGGUGAAGACCCGGCCCCUGGCGCAAGGCACAAGAGCAGCCAAAGCCAAAGCCAGGGCUUGUGCUGACUUCCUGCAGCCAGCGAAAGAGCGUCCGGAGACGUCUGCGGCCCUGGCCCGGAGGCUGGUGAUCGGAGCCCUCGGAGUGCGGAGCAACCAGAGCCGAGCCGAGCGUGAGGCCGAACGCAAGAAGCUGCAGGAGGCCCGAGAGAGAAAGCGCCUGGAGAACAAGCAGCGGGAGGACAUCUGGGAAGGCCGGGACUGAGCCAGGGCUGCAGCAGAGACGACCAGAGCACCCAGGGCUGCUGGCAGGCACAUGAUGGGGGGGCACUGUGGUGCCAUGGGUUUCAGAUGCCAGUGCAGCCCAGUGCCAGCUGCACCCACGCAGGCUGGCCAGGCUGUGUCCGAGGGGGGAAGGGGAGAGGCCUGUCUGGAGCCUGGCGCGGGGGAAGCGGGGUCUGGCUGACAAAACACAGCAGCUGUUUGUAUUAGGACUCUUAGUGGGAGGAGCCUGGCAGGCCCUGCCGCCGGCUGUGUGCACCCUGGAAGGGGGCCUUGGCCUGCCCCGUCCCCGUCCCUUGCCCUUUGAGACCCUGGAGUACGGGGAGUCAGUGAUCUGGGGCAGGAAGGGUUUGAACGCUGGGCUGGGGCAGCGAGAGCUCAGCUGAGUCUGGUGGCUGUGCCCUGUGCCUGGCACUGCCCAGGCUAUGCUGGUGCUGGGUAACGCUGUCCUGACACACUGGCUGCAGCCUCGUUUGCUGCUGGGAAUGUGGCCUCCAGGCUGCCCAGCUCGCUCUCAAGAUGGUAACCCCCUUGCUCCCUGCAGCAGCCUGGACCAUGCAAACAGCCCUGGGCAGCGGGAGGGGAUUUUGCAGGACUCUGCGUGAGCUGUGCUUUGGUGAGCCGUGCCGUGCUGUGCUGUGCCGAGCCGAGCCAACGCAGCCUGGGGGCGUGCCAAGCAUGAGUGAGUGAGAAGCCGUGUGAGAUGGAGAUUCCCUGUCCUUUAUUUUGCUAUUAAAUUGCCUGGUUUUUACACUG